Molecule: messenger RNA, 1428 nt
Organism: Pseudocercospora fijiensis CIRAD86
Lineage: Eukaryota; Fungi; Ascomycota; Dothideomycetes; Mycosphaerellales; Mycosphaerellaceae
Exons: 3
Coding region: 752-1210 (152 amino acids)
Biological process (GO): pyruvate import into mitochondria
Cellular component (GO): mitochondrial inner membrane
Source: RefSeq, a predicted model, not a curated record
AAGCAUGUGUCCAUUGGGACAACCUGGUUGCCAAGGACCCUUUUUCGUUUGUUGGGCCAGCUGGUGGCCGUUCGUCUUUGCCUUGAGGUGCAUCGUGACGCCGAGAUUCAUCGGUCUUGUGUUGAGUGCCCACCGCUUUCCUGAUUACCGCAUCAUUUGACGAGUAUUUGACUGUUCGCGAGCGGUAUACGUCCAGUGCCGACAAGGGUUGCCUUCUUCGCAGGAGUUGUAGAGCAGGGCAGUGGUAGAGUGUCAUAGCCGGGCACAGAUAGUGUGCACCACUGCACGCAAGAAUUUCCGCGCGCUACUGGAACAAAUCUUUCAGUUUUGUCGUGGAGAUGAUGGAUCGGUGCCGUGGGAUUGUGUGGAAUCCGCAGUAGUGAAGUCCGUGGAGGUUUUUGUGCACGCUGAGCACGCUGACUGAGCACGCCGAGCUUUGCAAGCUAUGUGUUGUAUGUUGUCGUCAACAGGGCGUGCUGCGCUGCGCAGUGAAGUCUUUCCAGGCCAGGCCAAGUUGUGAUGAAGUUAAGUGAAAGGUAGACGGGUUUACACUUUGAUAUUCACAUUGCCCUGAUCCUCCUCCCGCCAUCUUGGCGCCGAUCGGUCCGUCCGCUUCGCCGAAGUGCUCACAGCUUCCACUUCCACAGACAUUGAAGUUGCAGCGACAACCACACCUCCACCACCACCACCACCACCACCACCGCCUGUCCACACCGCCGCCGAAGCCCCAAUACCCUACCAGGCGAUCACCAUGGCGGCGGCAAUCAAGGCCCUCAAUGCCAAAAUCCGGUCCAACCCGGUAACCGAUUACUUCUGCUCAACACAUUUUUGGGGUCCAGCCUCAAACUUCGGCAUCCCCCUCGCAGCAGUAAUGGACACACAAAAAGACCCAGACUUCAUCUCCGGCCGCAUGACCCUCGCCCUCUGCGGCUACUCGGGCGUCUUCAUGCGCUACUCGCUGGCCGUAAGCCCCAAAAACUACCUGCUCUUCGGCUGCCAUUUAGUAAAUUUCAGCGCGCAAGUCACGCAAGGUUAUAGGUUUGUGAAUUAUUGGUAUAUGGGGGGUAAAGAGAAGGCGCUGGAGAGUAAGGCGAAGGAAGGGUUGGGGCAGGCGAAGGAUGCGGUGCAGAGGGCGAGUUUGAAGGCUGGAGAGGUGGUGGAGGGGGCUAAGGGGAAGGUUAAGGAUGUUGGGGGGAAGGCAUCAUCAUAGGGGUGGGAGAGGGAUGGGAAGAGAGGAUUGGGGGUGUGGGUGUGGAAGAGAAGCUGCGUGUCUAGCUCCGAGAUGAGCGGGUUAGAGAUACCAGGGCUUUAAAGGAUGUGUAUAGCGGCUUGUGAAUCAUCAUUGAAGCAUUUCGGCAGGAUAGGGAAGUAGGAUUCCGCGUCUCAAGCUUAGGAAGCGUUCGAAUGGGAGGGAACAAAUCAGCUGAG